This is a messenger RNA of Entrophospora candida, 384 nucleotides long. The record is from the annotation of a GenBank genome assembly. Lineage: Eukaryota; Fungi; Glomeromycota; Glomeromycetes; Entrophosporales; Entrophosporaceae.
AUGAAUGACAGCCGAUCUAUUCCAGAUCCCUCUUUACAAAAAGGUGCUGGACAAUCACCAAUCUCUAAUGAAAUGUUCAAACACCUAAAUCCAGAUACCAUAGAAAUUCUGGUUUUAUCCACGUCUCACAUUCCAUCAGCUUGGAAACAGAAUCCAUUUGUAAAUGCUACUACAAAAUCAUCACAAACCAAACUUUCAUCUACCAUAAAAAUACUUUUCACUGCAUUUCAAGGUAGAACAAAUCAAGUCAUCACAGACUAUGAGCUAACUGAUCCUUAUCAAUUAAAUAAUGGAGUUGAUCAAGACAAACUCCUUGUUCCAAGAAUAUUUGAAGAAUUAGAAUUUGUCAAAGAACCUGUUUCAUCCAAAAAAUCAUCAUUUUGA